Molecule: messenger RNA, 819 nt
Organism: Arachis ipaensis
Lineage: Eukaryota; Viridiplantae; Streptophyta; Magnoliopsida; Fabales; Fabaceae
Source: RefSeq, a predicted model, not a curated record
AGGAGAAGUGUAAAAAAAUGCCGCUAAUCGUUCGAAACAACUGUACACACACACCGGAGGUUCGAAAACGAUGGCAAGAAAGAGACACGAAGAAGAGCUACGACAGGGAAGACCUAUUGGUAGAGGAGAGGGAUGGACCAUGAGUCAUAAGAAAAAGAAUGGUUCGUAUAUGAAUGAAAAUGCGCGUCUGGUUGGGGAAGCAAUUGAACUUAUUGAGAGCCAAGACCCCUCCAGCAAGGAAUUUUCACAGAAUGAUUCCCUUGCACAAGUGCUUGGGAAGGAGCACCCAGGAAGAGUUCGUGGACUCGGUUUUGGUCCAUGUCCCAGUCAGGUUUUUCGUAACAUUCCACAGCAGUCUGACUACGAUGUACAGAUUGAGGAGUAUCAGAUGGAGAUUGUAAAACUUAAGGCGGAGGCAGCAAAAUUGAAGGCGGAGGCAGCAGAACUGAAGGCAGCAGCAGCAGAGAAAAAGGCAAAGAGACAGAGAAUGGAGGCAGAGGCAGCAGAGGAAAAGGCAACUAAACAGAGAAUGGAGGCAGAGGCAGCAGAAGGGAAGGCAAAAAUACAGACUAUGGGAAAUUUAUUAACAUACAUAGUUCAGCAACAAGGAGGUAAUUUGCCACCUGAGAUAGCUGCAGGUCUGGAUUCUUUGACAAGUGCACCAACUUCAUCCCAUGCGAGAUGAUGUGCAGGCAGCUACUGAUCUGAAUUAUCAAUGUUGGAAUCUGAAUACUCUCUAAUUUUUCACUAUCAUAAUGACUUUCGAGAUAUUUAUUUGUAGUUUUUUAUUCUGGUGACUCUAUUCGUAUUUUACAGUCA